AUGCGCGGCGCCGUGGACGACAUCCCCGCGAUCCGGCAGAUCAUUGACGAGCUGGACAUCGGAGAACACUACAUUCACGCCGACGCAGCGCUAAGCGGCAUGAUCCUGCCCUACGUGGAUGACCCACAGCCUUUCGGGUUCGACGCCGGCAUCGACAGCAUCUCCAUCAGCGGCCACAAACUCAUCGGCGCACCCCUGCCCUGCGGUAUCGUUCUCACCCGCAAACACCUGGUCGAAACCCUGGGCAGGGCCGUGAACUCGUCGGCGUCAACGACACCACCCUGUCCGGUUCCCGCAACGGCCUGA
Messenger RNA from Geodia barretti, 306 nucleotides. Lineage: Eukaryota; Metazoa; Porifera; Demospongiae; Tetractinellida; Geodiidae. The record is from the annotation of a GenBank genome assembly.